UAGCCUUUUUCGGUUAGAGACUGAAAUCUGUCAGAUCAGCGGAGCGUACAUUCCCUUAAUACCUUCUAAUAUUUCACAAUACUUUCUUCCCCUAGUCUGCGAUAGAGACUUUAAUCUAGCUCGAAGGGUCGCCAGGUUUGGAUUUUGACUUUUCGACGUCUGCAGGCGAAGGAAACGGCAAAGAAUGACGAGCAAUUUAAAGCGGAAAGAAGAAAGUCAUCUGGUGAAUGGGGGUGUAAAACAGCCCACAUGGAGCAAAGCCUUCAACAGUAGUGCUGUUUGGGAAGAGAAGGAUGAAUUUUUAGAUGUGAUUUACUGGCUUCGGCAAAUUAUUGCAGUAAUCCUCGGUGUGAUAUGGGGUGUGGCACCGUUGAAAGGAUUCCUGGGAAUAGCCAUAUUCUGCAUCAUCAAUGCUGGCGUCCUGUAUGUAUACUUCAGCAGCUUUCAGCAGAUCGAUGAGGAAGAGUAUGGUGGCACGUGGGAACUCACCAAAGAAGGCUUCAUGACAUCUUUUGCUCUGUUUCUGGUGGUGUGGAUAAUCUUUUACACAGCUCUACAUUUUGACUGAGAGGAAUCCAUUGGACACUAAAUACGAACAUUUCUGUUGAAGUAAAUUGUCAAGACAGAGGAACUCCACGGCUUGAGGGGUGUCAACGCUCCCACAUACAGUAUGACUUUUCAGUGUGCAGCGAAUCAUGGGAAUCCCAGUUUGAUUAAAGAGAUCCUGCAAGACCACCGUGAUGUACAAGUUCAAAUAAUGUACACCUCUCUAAUUCCUUUUUAAGGCAACCCUCCAUUACACUUCUCGUAUGUUUAUAUUUCCUUCCUUACGUCAUCGUCAUCGUCAUCGUCUCUUACAAAACACUAAUGGAUAGUUCAGCUGAGAUUGGUUGCAGCUCUAUUAGCGAUGGAGGAUUUACCUUGCUGUAAAUCAGAAGUGGGAUUCUUAAUAUUUAUUGGUUUAACAUAGGGCCUUUCUUCUGUUUUGGAAAAGUGACAUGAACGCAGAUUUUAGACUGUUAAAAUAACAACUAGUAUGUAUAUUCACCCCAGUGUACUGCUCAUAAGCCGGUCACUUAAGUAACAGGAAGUGGUUAAUAAAAACAAAGUGUUGUCAUAGUUAUUAGCGAUCAAUCAGUCCAUGAGUGUGAAGUGUUACCUUUUAAUUUAGGGACAAAAUGCACCAUAUUGGAUGUAUAAAACCACCAGUAAAGGAUGUGGCUUCACUGUUAAUCAUCCCUCUCUCUAAAAUUAUGUUUGCCUUUUUAAAAAGAUAAUCUUUGCCUCACAAUUGAUUAUAAUGAGUAAAAAUUAAAUAGUUAAAAAUUGGCAUGGCAUUAAAGCACAUUAUAGGCAAACAUCACGGUUGCAGCUACAGUAGGUGUCUGUGCUUUUAAGGGUGGAGUCAUCUGAUUUCAUGAAAUAUUGAGAGGUGACUUUGAGCUUCCAUGUUUUUGUUUGUUUGUUUUUCUCAGUGGAUAUAAAUAUAGCAUUUUUCAAUAAAAUCUGUCAAUUGUUAUUUCUUCUAAACAGUCUGGUGUCCAAGAAAUGUGAAAGCUUGUCGCCAACCAAAGCUGAACACUCACUGAUUUUAUCAUAUAAAAAACAAAACAAAUGCUGGUUGGUAAGAUACACGUAUCAGCUGAUAUCCAAUCCGAUGACAGUAUCUAUCAGUUGUAUCACAGCGCUGUUACUUCAGUCAGGAACUAAUAACCAUUUAAGUUUUCUGUCCAUCCAAGUGAUUUCCUCAAAGCAACGAGGGAGGAAACGUGCAUGCCGUUUUCAGAUGCAAACGUCCACAGAUCUAAGCUAAAAACUGGUCUGUGCACUGCCAUGACUUGCUGUUCGUAUAUCUAGAUGUCAUUUACUAAUGGCACGAGUUAGGAGGGUAGAAAUAAUUUAAAUUUAUUACUUUAUUCUCACAUGUAGCUUCCAGAUCAAAGUCUUACCUGUUGUUUUGAAAUUAACUUAAACGUGUCUGUAAAUUCUGUACAAUGUCCCUUUUGUCAAAUCCACCUUGUAUUACACAGAUUUAUUUGUACUUAUGUUAUAUCUUGUUUGAUGUAACAUAUUUCUCAGUAUUUUAUAGUGAAGAACUUUUAAAAACAGUUCUUGCAAAAUUAUUGUAACGAUACUGUUAUAUUAGAUACGCAGCUGGUGUUUGAGAGGAUUGUAUUUUCUGAUCAAAUCUUUUGGGAAUCAUUAAACAUGGGCUUUGUUUGGCCUCCAUUUUCAAAGA
Epinephelus lanceolatus (giant grouper) is the source of this 2239-nucleotide messenger RNA. RefSeq names its product RAB5 interacting factor (gene rab5if). The record is from RefSeq and is a predicted model, not a curated record. NCBI's taxonomy places the organism in Eukaryota, Metazoa, Chordata, Actinopteri, Perciformes, Serranidae. Gene Ontology annotation, biological process: mitochondrial respirasome assembly.